This is a messenger RNA of Penicillium bovifimosum, 2286 nucleotides long. RefSeq names its product bifunctional catalase-peroxidase Cat2 (gene cat2). Gene Ontology annotation, biological process: cellular response to hydrogen peroxide; hydrogen peroxide catabolic process. The record is from RefSeq and is a predicted model, not a curated record. The transcript is spliced from 3 exons. The coding region runs from base 1 to 2286 and encodes 761 amino acids. Gene Ontology annotation, molecular function: heme binding; catalase activity. Gene Ontology annotation, cellular component: cytosol. NCBI's taxonomy places the organism in Eukaryota, Fungi, Ascomycota, Eurotiomycetes, Eurotiales, Aspergillaceae.
AUGUUGCUGGCAGUGGCACCCGGUAUGCUCCCCGAGCUGACCUGGCGCAUCGGAGUUUCCAUGUCAUCUCGUAUUCAUUUGCGUUUAGAUGCUGACUUUUAUUCUAGCAACACUGACUGGUGGCCCGAUAACUUGAAGUUGAGCAUCCUUCGCCAGCACACCGAAUCCACCAAUCCUCAAAAUAAGGACUUCGAUUAUGCGGCGGCGUUCAAGACCCUCGACUACUUCGGCCUUAAGAAAGAUAUCGAGGCCCUUAUGACUGACUCGCAAGAGUGGUGGCCUGCUGACUUUGGUCACUAUGGUGGUCUUUUCGUCCGAAUGGCCUGGCACAGCGCUGGAACAUACCGUGUCUUCGAUGGUCGCGGUGGUGGUGGUCAGGGCCAACAGCGCUUCGCUCCAUUGAACUCGUGGCCUGAUAAUGUCUCUCUUGAUAAGGCACGUCGAUUGCUUUGGCCUAUUAAGCAGAAGUAUGGCAACAAGAUCUCAUGGGCAGAUCUCCUGCUUCUGACCGGUAACGUUGCCCUGGAGUCAAUGGGCUUCAAGACCUUUGGCUUUGCCGGUGGUCGUCCCGAUGUCUGGGAAGCCGACGAGUCAGUGUACUGGGGAAGUGAGAACGUCUGGUUCACUAAUAAUGCUCGCUAUGCGGCCCACAGCAAAGAAGAUGAGGCCAAGCAGGCCGAUAUCAAGACUCGUGACCUCGAGGACCCGCUGGCCGCGGUCAUCAUGGGUCUGAUUUAUGUCAACCCCGAGGGUCCCGAUGGCAACCCUGACCCCAUUGCUGCUGCCAGGGAUAUCCGUGUCACUUUUGGCCGCAUGGCUAUGAAUGACGAAGAGACCGUCGCCUUGAUUGCGGGUGGUCACACUUUCGGAAAGACACACGGCGCCGCCCCCGCUGAUAAUGUCGGAAAGGAGCCGGAAGGUGCUGAUAUCGAAUCACAAGGUCUUGGCUGGCACAACAAGCACGGCUCUGGAGUCGGCACCCACGCCAUCACCAGUGGCUUGGAGGUCACAUGGACCAAGACUCCCACCAAGUGGAGCAACCAGUUCUUCGAGUACCUCUUCAAGUACGAUUGGGAGUUGACCAAGAGUCCCGCUGGUGCCAACCAGUGGGUGGCCAAGAAUGCCGAGGAGAUCAUUCCCGAUGCCUUCGACCCAAGCAAGAAGCACCGUCCUCAGAUGCUGACCACUGAUCUUUCUCUGCGCUUCGACCCCGAGUAUGAGAAGAUCUCCCGUCGAUUCCUUGCGAACCCCGAUCAGUUUGCCGAUGCUUUCGCCCGUGCCUGGUUCAAGCUGCUGCACCGUGACAUGGGUCCCCGUUCUCGCUGGUUGGGUCCUGAGGUUCCCAAGGAGGUCCUCCUCUGGGAGGAUCCCAUCCCUGCUCCCACUUUCGCUCUGAUUGACAACGGCGACAUUAUCGCCCUGAAGAAUGAGAUCCUCGCCACCGGCAUUGAGCCCACCAAGUUCAUUUCCACUGCCUGGGCCUCAGCGUCCACCUUCCGUGGCGGUGACAAGCGCGGAGGCGCCAACGGUGCUCACAUCCGUCUUGCUCCCCAGAAGGACUGGGAUGUCAACAACCCUGCCCAGCUGAAGGAAGUUAUUGGCACGUUAGAGACCAUCCAAAGCCGCUUCAACGCCGCUCAAAACGGUAACAAGCGUGUCUCGGUGGCCGAUCUGAUCGUGCUUGCUGGUACCGCUGCUCUCGAAAAGUCCGCUGGUAUCCCCGUUCCCUUCACCCCUGGUCGCAACGACGCUACCCAGGAGCAGACCGACGUCGAGUCCUUCAACUGGCUCAGGCCUGUGGCCGAUGGCUUCCGCAACUACGGAAAGUCCAGUCAUCGCGUGCGCACUGAGCACCUCCUCAUUGACAAGGCGCAGCAGCUGACCCUCUCCGCCCCUGAGAUGGCCGUUCUGAUCGGUGGUCUGCGUUCCCUCAACGCCAACUGGGAUGGAUCCAGCCACGGUGUCUUCACCUCCCGCCCUGGCCAGCUGAGCAACGAUUACUUCGUUAACUUACUCGAUAUGAACACUGUCUGGAAGCCCACCGGCCCUGACAGCGACUACUUCGAGGGUGUCGACCGCAAGACUGGCGCCAAGAAGUGGACUGCUACCCGUGUGGAUUUGAUCUUCGGUCACCACGCCGAGCUGCGUGCGCUUUCUGAGUUGUACGCCAGCGCUGAUGCCCAGGACAAGUUCAAGAAAGAUUUCGUGGCUGCGUGGGACAAGAUCAUGAAUUUGGAUCGGUAUGAUAUCCCUUACAUUUCUGCGACCGGCCGUCCUCGUCUGUGA